UUGAGGAACUAUCAAUGUAUUUUGGCCAUGAUGUUUGCCAUUGAGGAGAUCAAUAACAACCCCUUUCUUUUGCCCAACACAUCCCUGGGAUUUGAGAUCCACAGUGUCCCACACGGUCAAAGAAACACUUUAGCCAAUAUUUUUGGCUCACUGGCAGGGUCCAAUCAUGCCAAUCCUAACUAUAGAAAUGCAAGAAAGAGCAAUUCAGCUGCUGUACUUACAGGACCAUCAUGGGCAAUAUCUGAAGACAUAGGGACACUGCUGGAUCUUUACAAAUUUCCACAGCUUACUUUUGGGCCUUUUGAUAGUCUCCUGAGUGAACAAAGACAGUUUUCUUCUCUGUACCAGGUGGCACCCAAGGACACAUCUCUGACUUCUGGCAUUGUAUCCCUGAUGUUUCAUUUCCACUGGACCUGGGUGGGGUUAUUAAUCAUAGAUGAUGACAAAGGUGCCCAGAUUCUGUCAGAUUUGAGAAGUGAGAUGGAUAAAAAUGGAGUCUGCAUAGCAUUUGUGGAAAUGAUCCUAGUCAACAGGGGUUCAUUUUUUACCAAAGCCUGGAAACAUCAGGCACAGAUCCUGGAAUCAUCAUCAAAUGUGAUUAUUAUUUAUGGGGACUCUGAUACUCUGUUAAGCUUAAUAGUAAAUAUAAAGCAGAACUUACUUAUGGGGAAAGUCUGGGUCCUGAACUCACACUGGGAUUAUUCCAAAUUUGAUGAUUAUUUCAUGAUAGAUUCAUUGCAUGGGGCUCUUAUUUUUUCCCACCACAAUGAGGAAAUUAUUAAUUUUACAUAUUUUAUUCAAACAGCCAAUCCGUCCAAGUACCCAGAAGAUAUUUAUCUUCAUGUAUUGUGGCACACAUUCUUCAAUUGCUCGUUUUUUAGGAAAGAUUGCAAAAUUGCACAGAACUGUUUACCUAAUGCCUCCUUGGAAUUCUUGCCUGGGAACAUAUUUGACAUGGCCAUGAGUGAAGAGAGUUACAAUGUAUACAAUGCUGUCUAUGUUGUGGCCCACAGUCUUCAUGAGAUGAUUAUCAAUCAAUUUCAAACUCAUGGAAAAGGAAAAGAGAUAGCAUUCUUCCCCUGGCAGCUUCACCCUUUUCUAAAGAACAAAUUCAUCAAUCAUGCUGGAGACAACGUAGUUCUGGACUGGAAAAGGAAAUCACAUGUACAGUAUGACAUUUUCAACUUUUGGAAUUUCCCAAAAGGUCUUGGGCUGAAUGUGAAAGUAGGAACAUUUUCUCCACAUGCUCCAGAGGGCCAGACUUUGUCCAUAAUUCAUGACAUGAUACAAUGGGCCACCAGAUCGACAGAGAUUCCACAGUCUGUAUGCAGUGAGAGCUGUCAUCCUGGAUUCAGGAAAACCUACCAGGAGGGCAAGGCUGCCUGUUGCUUUAACUGCACUCCUUGUUCAGAGAAUGAGAUUUCCAAUGAGACAGAUAUGGAUCAGUGUGUGAAGUGUGAAGAAGCUCACUAUGCAAACACAGAGAAGACACACUGCCUACAGAAAACUGUGACAUUUCUGGCCUAUGAUGACCCCUUGGGGAAGACACUCAGCUUUAUGUCUCUGGGCUUUUCCUCAUUCACAGCUGUUGUUCUUACGGUGUUUCUGAAGAACAGAGACACCCCCAUUGUCAAGGCCAAUAACCUGACUCUUAGUUACACCCUGCUCAUCACUCUCACCCUCUGUUUUCUCUGUCCCUUGCUCUUCAUCGGUCAUCCUAGCACAGCCACCUGUGUGCUUCAGCAAAACAUUUUUGGAUUACUUUUCACUGUGGCUCUUUCCACUGUGUUGGCCAAAACUAUCACUGUAGUUAUAGCCUUCAAGAUCACUACUCCAGGAAGAGUUAGAAGAUGGCUGCUGAUAUCAAGGGCCCCUAAUUUAAUUAUACCCUUAUGUACCCUGAUCCAAGUUGUUCUUUCUGGAAUUUGGCUGACAACAUCUCCUCCCUUUAUUGAUAAAGACACUUACUCAGAACAUGGACACAUCAUCAUCAUUUGCAACAAAGGCUCAGCUAUUGCAUUUCACUGCACCNUGGGAUANUUGGGAGCACUGGCCCUAGGGAGCUACUUUAUGGCUUUCUUGUCCAGAAAUCUGCCUGACACCUUCAAUGAAGCCAAGUUCCUGGCUUUCAGCAUGCUGGUGUUCUGCAGUGUCUGGGUCACCUUCCUCCCUGUCUACCACAGUACCAAGGGGAAGAUCAUGGUGGCUAUGGAAGUCUUCUCUAUCUUGGCUUCCAGUACAUCACUCUUAGGCAUCAUCUUUGUCCCCAAGUGCUACAUCAUAUUACUAAGGCCAAAAAAGAACUCACUUCAUUAUAUCAGGGACAAUACACACCAUAGGAGAAAAAAACCUUCUUAA
Messenger RNA from Mus pahari (shrew mouse), 2358 nucleotides. RefSeq names its product vomeronasal type-2 receptor 116-like. The coding region runs from base 28 to 2358 and encodes 776 amino acids. Lineage: Eukaryota; Metazoa; Chordata; Mammalia; Rodentia; Muridae. The transcript has 5 exons. Gene Ontology annotation, biological process: G protein-coupled receptor signaling pathway. The record is from RefSeq and is a predicted model, not a curated record. Gene Ontology annotation, cellular component: membrane. Gene Ontology annotation, molecular function: G protein-coupled receptor activity.